Salvia splendens (bonfire salvia) is the source of this 987-nucleotide messenger RNA. Its product is annotated as protein FAR1-RELATED SEQUENCE 5-like. The transcript has 3 exons. NCBI's taxonomy places the organism in Eukaryota, Viridiplantae, Streptophyta, Magnoliopsida, Lamiales, Lamiaceae. The coding region runs from base 1 to 987 and encodes 328 amino acids. The record is from RefSeq and is a predicted model, not a curated record.
AUGAGGAAGGUGGACGAUGUCACAACCUGGUAUUACGUUGUAUGCAAUAGGGAAGGCAAGAAGAAGUCAGACGAAGAUGACCAAUUGAAUGCACGGUUUGGUUUCUCUAUCAAGCGCAGACGGUUAUCCAAGCGUUGUGGUUGUAAAGCGAGUAUAUCAUUCAAGUUUUUAUCUAAAGCAGGAUUACCAGGUUAUAUUAUCCAGGAGUUCAACGAGGCUCAUAACCAUCACAUGGUGUUGAAGGAAAUUCUCGGUGGGUUUGACCUAGUUGGUUGCACUGUCGGGGAUAUCAGGGAUGCUUCUCGAGAUAUCAAAGCAUACGCACAUGGAUUUGAUGUGCAAAUGGUGUUGCAUGAUAUGGCUAAGAUUAAGGAAAUGUCUGAGGCGUUCAAAUAUCACUACGGAGUUAAUGCUUCUAACCAGUUUGUUGCUCUAUUUUGGUGUGACUGUCUGAUGAAGAGGAAUUACCACAUGUUUGGUGAUAUUGUGGCCUUUGACUCCACGUACAACACAAACAGGUACUAUAUGAUCUUCACUCCUUUCACUGUAAAGGAUAAUCAUGGAAGACAUGUAACCUUCGCGGCCGGAUUGGUGUGCAGCGAGAAAACAAGGGCAUUUGCUUGGUUGUUCAGACAUUUCGUCGAAUGCAUGGGUGUAGCACCCAAGAUGAUUGUUACAUAUCAAGAUUUGGGCUUGAGAUCAGCUAUUGAAGAGGUUCCAGUUGGCAAUCGCCACUGUUGGUGUAUGUGGCAUAUAAUGCAUAAGUUGGCCAACAAGGUUCCUAACAGGUUGCUGAGGGACGACGAGUUCAAGAAGGAAUUCAAUGCUUGCGUGUGGUCGGACCUGGUAGAACCUGACGAAUUUGAGGAGGAGUGGAAUAGAUUGGUGGAACAUCAUCGGCUGGAGGACGUUGACUGGUUCACCACAUUGUAUGAGUAUAGGCAAUUCUGGAUACCGGCAUACUUUAGGGAUUUUCCUCUGGGAUAG